Messenger RNA from Ylistrum balloti, 1737 nucleotides. RefSeq lists its product as uncharacterized. The transcript is spliced from 12 exons. The record is from RefSeq and is a predicted model, not a curated record. Bases 1 to 1590 code for a protein of 529 amino acids. NCBI's taxonomy places the organism in Eukaryota, Metazoa, Mollusca, Bivalvia, Pectinida, Pectinidae.
AUGGUACACGACUCAUACAUUGUUGGUUAUAAUACACAUCAGAUCCAGGAGGACAAUGGUGAUUGUGACAGUCCUGACAAGACAAGUAGAUCCCCAGACAGUCCCAGCCUCUUUAUAAUGUCAUCUGAUAAACAGUGUAUCCUUGAUGACACUGACCAGGAACUGCAGCAUGCUAGUACCAUGUCAACGGGAUCUAACUCGUCAACGACGACAAGUUGUGUCAGAGUGGACAUAGGAGACAUGGAUGGCGAGGAAAGUAUGAACCUGACAACCACCUCCCUAAAGCUAUGUAAGAGACAGGUAUUACGGCCAUACUGGAGACUCCUCAUGUUUAUUGGAUGGCGGGGUUUUGGUCGUGAAUCAAUAAACUCUGGACACCGUGGCUGGUAUUAUCUGAACAUUUUUUACCCAGUGUUCAUAGUGAUACUUCUGUUGUAUACAUAUGUCUAUGAGGUAGUAGCUUGUCAGUGGAAACUCAACAUCCACAAGGAUACUCAGUUCGUGCCUACAACAACAUUACCACCGUUUACAACAACGGUGUCCAAUACAACGCCACCAGUCAUACAUGAAAUGACUUUCUCGCCUGCGGAGAGCAUCAUCCCCGCCAUGAAUCUCACAAAAAAACACCAUGCCCACUCCCACCCUCCAGAGGCAUGUGAACACAUCAUUACCACAUAUGUCAUCCCCAAUGUACUGCACUUCAUCGCCUUCAUUAUGGGCAUGUAUCAUUUUCGUAUACAGGAAAAUGAGCAGCUGUAUGCACUUAUGGAAAAAGUUUUUUUACAAGCCACACCGCUCUAUAACAGAUCUAUAUCACAACAGAAAAUGAUCCGAAAACUGAGAUUGUUCCUGGCGGUAGGGGGGAUCUGGGUGGGGAUCACAUUGGGCAUGCAAGGCCUAUAUGAAUGGGCUUUUGACUUUCCCGCUUUGGCAUUUUUCCGUAAAACAGGAAAUGUCGUCCAUUGGGUCCUGUUCUUUGUGGAACUACUUGGCAUCAUGGUCCUUAAUUCUGUGUCACUUGCGGUCAUUGCUAACUAUGUGACACAGUGCGAAAUGACCUUGUUCUAUAUACGUGGACUGGCCCUCCGACUCCAGGAGAAAUCUACAGAGAUUAAAGCGGCCAUGAAGGAUUUAUUUGUAGUAAAACAGAAUUUGAGUUUGCUGAAUGGACCCAUUGCACGAAUGACGUCUCUGAUAGUUAUGAUAUUUGCGGAGUUGAUUAUUAUUGGUAUCAGUAUAUUAGUCCUGAACAAAAAUGACUCGCCUAAAGUCUGGAGUUAUAGGUGUAUAUUUCCGUUUGUGUGGACCUGUAUGCUCGUCUGUCCUCUUUAUCAGGCAGCCAAAGUGAACUCUGUGUGUAAUGGUAUAAAGAAGAUCGCAGUGGAGAUGAGAGUAUUUGGGUACAAGGGAUCAUCUCAACUAGAACUUGACUCAUUUCUGGGAUUUGUGAGUCAAGUACGACUAAAGGCUAAGAUAUUCAGCAUACCAAUCAUGCCAUCCUACCUCAUCUCUAUAAUAGUGCUGACAUCGUUCAUCCUCCUCAUCCUCUUCCAGACCAGCAUCAUCGGCCCCGUAAACUACUGGUUCUAACUGCAGUCACAGACAUCAUCGGCCCCGUAAACUACUGGUUCUAACUCAAGUCACAGACGUCAUGGGCCCCAUAAACUACUGGUUCUAUCUCCAGUCACAGACAUCAUGGGCCCUGUAAACUACUGGUGCUAUCUCCAGUCACAGACA